AGGAACCCGGCGGGCGGGCGGGCUUCGCGCGCAGGUGGCUCCUCCUCCGUCUCUCCUGAGCCCCGGCACACUACCGACCUGCGAAGGAUCGCCUUUGUGCGGGGCUCCGGGAACCCACGACGGCCGCUGCGCGUCUGGAUCCAUUGUUUCGCUUCUGUCUCUUCCGGGCAGGUGUCGGCGGUGCGCGGGGCCCGCACGUGUCACAGCGGCGGCUGGAGCGCUGGGACCUGCGGGCGGGCGCCGGCAGGGGCGUCCCCAGGCGUGCGCUGGGAGAUGAAGUACCUGAAACCGUGGUGGUCCGAAGGCGGCGGCCUCUUGCAUCUCACCAUCCUGCUUAGCUUGGCGGGGCUCCACCUGGAUCUGGACCUAGAUCUCUACCUGGUGCUCCCGCCGCCCACCCUGUUCCGGGAUGAACUACUGCUCGGGGACUGCCAGACGAAUCCCGCGUACGCGCCCAGCCUCUUCCCGGCCGCGGGAGGGUGGGGGCGCACGGACCACCUGCACCCCAAAGGCCGGGAGCCAGACCCCGCGGCAGAACCCGAGGGCCAGCUGUUCCGGGAGGUGCGCACGCUUGGGGUCCCUUUCAUCCCCCGCACCCGCGUGGAUGCGUGGCUAGUGCACAGCGUGGCGGCCGGGGACGCCGACGGGGCACAUGGGCUGCUCGGCGCCGCCGCCGCAUCUGCCUCUUCGGCCGGAGGAGUCGGCACUAGCGCGGACAGCGGCAGCCAGGCUGCUCCGGGAGGUGGCGAGGACCCCCGAGCAGCCCCGAGUAGCCCCUUGGAGGAAGAGGAGGCACCCACGGAACCGACGGCUCAAGUGCCGGAUGCACGCGGACGCGCAAGCGAGGACAAUGAGGUAUUAAGAGCUAUGGGUCACAGUUCCCAGCAGGAGGAAAAUGAGCAAAGAGUAUCUUCAGCCCAGAAGGAAAAAUCACUACAUCAGAAGAACGAAGAUGAAAAUAAAAUAGCAGAUAAGCCUGAGUGGGAGGCAGAAAAGACCACUGAGUCUAGAGAGGAGAGACAUCUAAAUGGGACUGACACGUCUUUCUCUCUGGAAGACUUACUUCAGUUGCUUUCCUCACAGUCUGAAAAUUCACUGGAGAGAUAUCUAUAUGGGACUGACACAUCUUUCUCUCUGGAAGACUUACUUCAGUUGCUUUCCUCACAGUCUAAAAAUUUACCAGAGACACAUCUAAAUGGGACUGACACGUCUCUCUCUCUGGAAGACUUACUUCAGUUGCUUUCCUCACAACCUGAAAAUUCACUGGAGAGACAUCUAAAUGGAACUGACACAUCUUUCUCUCUGGAAGACUUACUUCAGUUGCUUUCCUCACAGUCUGAAAAUUCACUGGAGGGCAUCUCACUGGGAGAUAGUCCUCUUCCAGGAGGCAUCAAUGAUGUCAUGAAUUCUUCAGCACACUAUCAUGUAAAUAUUAGCCAGGCUAUAAGUCACGAUGUAAAUCUCCAUGAGGCCAUGUUGCUGUGUCCUAACAAUACAUUUAGAAGAGAUCCGGUAGAAAGGACUUCACAGCCACGAGAACCAUUUCUGCCGUUGAAUUCUCAUACCAUCAACCCUGAGCAGACCCUUCCUAGAGCUAAUUUGACAGGGUUUCUUCCACCUGUUGACCAUCAGCUAAGGAAUCUAACAAGCCAAGACCUAUAUGACCUUAAUAUAAACAUGUUUGAUGAGAUAAAUUCAGUGUCUUUGGCUACAGAAAGUUUUGAUCCACUGGAAGUUUCUCACCUUUUCGAACAACCAGAUUCUGACUCUGGGCUUUCUUUAAAUUCAAGCCACAAUAGUAUCUCCGUCAUCAAGUCUAAUUCCUCUGUGUGUGAAGGUGCUAUAGGUUCUAGCAGUGACUUGGAAUCUCCUUCCCACUGUGCUUUAGAAGGGGCUGUAGGAGGCUACUACCCGGAGCCCAGGAAGAUUUGCCAAGUGGAUCUUAGGAGUGAUUCUGGUUUUCACCGGGACCUUGCAUUUCAACAUGUACUCCAUGACCACACUUACCACUUACAGCCAAGUGCACCAGAAUCCACCUCUGAAUCCUUUUCAUGGACUGGGAAGUCACACAAAAUAAGGAGUAGGUACCUCGAUGACACGGACAGACAUUUGAGCCGUGACGAACGCCGUGCUGAAGCUCUGCACAUCCCGUUUUCUAUAGAUGAAAUUGUUCACAUGCCUGUUGAUUCUUUCAACAGCAUGCUAAGCAGACACUACCUGACAGAUUUACAAGUGUCACUCAUCCGUGAUAUUAGACGAAGGGGAAAAAAUAAAGUUGCUGCUCAGAACUGCCGUAAGCGCAAACUGGACAUAAUUCUGAAUCUAGAAGAUGAUGUAUGUAACUUAAAAGCAAAAAAGGAAACCCUCAAGAGCGAGCGUGCACAGUGUAAAAGAGCUAUUAACAUAAUGAAACAGAAGCUGCAUGACCUUUAUCGUGAUAUUUUUAGUAGGCUAAGAGAUGAUGAAGGUAGGCCGGUCAAUCCAAAUGAAUAUGCUCUUCAAUUCAGCCAUGACGGAAGUGUUUGGAUUAUACCCAAGGAACUGGUGACCUCACGCCACAAAAAGGAAACUCAAAAGGGAAAGAGAAAAAGUGAGAGAAGAAAUUAAAAAUGGAUUCCAAACCAUUGAAACUGCUUCAAGGUUUACCUCAAGUAUUAACGUAUCUUUUAAGUACUGCUGCUUGAAUCACUCAGUUAACUAUUAUUUUGAAGCUUACAUGGACAAGUUUAGGACUUCAAGAUCAGAUUUGUGGGAAAUCUGGGGAAAGCCCCACCUUCCCAUGAGGUCCUCCUGCAUCAUAUGCACAAUUUAUAAAUAUGUACAAAGAGUAGGGUAACGUGAAAAUUUCAUGACUAUCCAGUCACUUUGGUAGCCUUUUUUAGUAAGACAGUCACUUCAAAAGUAGCAAACACUGGAUGUAAUUAUUUAAAAACAUUUUUGACUUGAAAUGCUAAGAAGCCUUAACAUUCUCAUUUAGUUUGUAAGCACUGAAGUAUAGUGAGCUUUUCAAAAGCUAUUUUAAAUGUUGUGAAUACAUCAAUUAGAACUUUUUCUCUGGGAGUUUUAUACUUGAAUUUAUUUUUUAAAAGUUAACAUUUCCCUUAUGUACAGAAAUUCUAAGCAAAUUUACCUUGGAUAUUUUCUCCUCCAAAAUACAUCCAGGAACAGAGGUAAAUACCUAGCAAGUACAGCAGCAUGUUGGUAGACUCCAUCCAAAUUAACAUCAACGUAGUUCAUUAAACUGAUAAAGGGAAUCCACAUCACACUUGGAUUUAAAGAAUACUGUAUGAAAUAAACUAUAAAUGGCCAAGCUCUAAACCAUGGCGUCAAAAACAAAAAAUGGAACUUUUGCAUUAUGCUCUGACCAGAGGGCUCAGUUGGUUGGAGUAUCCUGUACACCAAAGGGUUUUGGGUUCAAUCCCUGGUUGCCUCCCAAUCGAGGUUUCUCUCUCUCCCUUCCCUAAUCAGUAUACAUAUCCUUGGAUGAGGAUCUUUUAAUAGUGCAUUAGGCUUUACUGGCUGAGAAUGAAGACCUCUAAUGUCACAGGUUUUAGAGAACAGAGCUACCUGUGUAUAAACAGAACUCCUGAGCAAGUAAAGGCAGCCUGCAGGGAAGGCUUCAUCCUUAACAUGUGUCUCACAAAAACAGCUUAACGUGAAAACAUUACAAGCCACGCUUGAAUACAAACCAACAGUAGAGGAAGAGUCACAGAAGAGCAUAGCCUCUACAACCAAUGAGCUGGAAAUACUGAAACCCUAUGAAAUGGGA
Molecule: messenger RNA, 3769 nt
Organism: Phyllostomus discolor (pale spear-nosed bat)
Lineage: Eukaryota; Metazoa; Chordata; Mammalia; Chiroptera; Phyllostomidae
Gene: NFE2L3
Product: nuclear factor, erythroid 2 like 3
Exons: 7
Coding region: 274-2607 (777 amino acids)
Biological process (GO): regulation of transcription by RNA polymerase II
Cellular component (GO): nucleus
Molecular function (GO): RNA polymerase II cis-regulatory region sequence-specific DNA binding; DNA-binding transcription factor activity, RNA polymerase II-specific
Source: RefSeq, a predicted model, not a curated record